Molecule: messenger RNA, 2608 nt
Organism: Colias croceus (clouded yellow)
Lineage: Eukaryota; Metazoa; Arthropoda; Insecta; Lepidoptera; Pieridae
Exons: 14
Coding region: 347-2539 (730 amino acids)
Source: RefSeq, a predicted model, not a curated record
ACUGCCUGUACUGUCUGCAACUCUUCUUUUAUGUAAUUAUUUUUGAUGUUACCAAAACAACUAGUUAAUGUUUUUAUUCUGGUAACAGUAAGAAAUUGUCUGAUUGCAUGACAGUGUGUAAAGAUCCUUAUUAUAUUAAGAUUCUGGCAGGUUUAAUCUUUUGACCUGCCUCUUGUCUGUGAUGACAGUUCUUUUUUUCAAUUGCCCCGUCAUUUUAUUUCCAUCAGUAUUUGGGUAACAAUUUUGUUAAAUUCCAAUUAAAUAUUUCUCUAUUAGUGUUUACUAUUGAUAAUUAUGAUAAUAAUUUAUUAAUCCAAAUGUCCGUGGACCCGUUCGAUGAAAUAAGAUGGAGUGUCAGUCGAGCGAUAGUAAAAAAUUAUUUAAAGUAUUUGACGCGUCCAAACGUAAGCGGACGAAGAAAAAGCGGGAUGGCCUCGACGAUAGCAAUUCUGUAGUUACCGACGAGUCUGGCGGCAAUGGUCGACGCGUAACCUCCGCCAAAGCUAGUCUUCAAGAUGUUCAGGGUACAGAAAAAAAUAUUCCUCAGGAUGUCAAACCUGCUAAAAGCAGUCCCUUCGUGUCCGCGACGCCUGACGACCGGCGCGCGCGGUCACCGCGCCGCCAUCGACGUGCAGCGAGAGAAGGCAUUUCUCUCGCCCUCAAAGCGGGACUUGUCUCCACCCCUCGAUCCCUAUCACCUACACAGGAUGGAGAUGUUAUUGAUUCGAUACCAAAAGAUCAAGAUUCCUUUAUUUACGCCUUUCUUGAAGAAGCUAUCAAAAGAGAUAAAAAGAAACACCGCCACGCUAAGAAAUAUGAGCGGCGAGAGAGUCGCGACCGAGAUGCCUCCAUCACAAGAGACCACCGGCACCAUCAUCGAUACCGUGAUGAUCCUUAUAGAGGGAAAGAGAAGGUGAAAGAUGAACCACGUCCUCCUCCAGUUGAUCACACUGUUCUCGAAACGUUUGCAAAGUUAUGCGAACAAAUUGCUGAAAAAAAAUCUCGUGAAAAACAAAUGCCUCGUACUCAGAGCCACAAAUCGCUGCAGUGUGAAGUAGUUUCUAGACGGGAUUCCUAUAAUGCAGGCAAUCGCCCGGUUCGUUUACCCAGUCGAGAACAGUCCAGGGACGUGUCUCCCUCAUGUACAAGGAGUUAUGACAACUUCCAAACAAGGAUUCGAAGUCGUGACAACAUUGCUACAAGCAGAAGAGAUAAAUGCGCGUGCUGCCCUGUUUACGAUAAAGAAAUGCCAAGAUACUCGAGUAAAAUGGAAGUUGAAAGAAUAAAACCUUAUGAAGAUGACAAAUACCGCGAUUAUGGCCCGGAAUGCAUUCCUGCCAGAAGUACCCUUGAUGAGUUUUACAAGUCUCGUGCUCCAGUUCGUAGGGAUUAUAAAGACUACGAUGAUAGAGAUUUAAGAUCUAGGUAUUAUGACGAUAGAAGAAGAUACUGCGAACAGAAGGCCAGUAGAAGUUUCGAAAUUCGUAAGAAUGUGAACGACGAUGAAAAAUAUAGACGAACAACUAGAAGCGAUGGUGUUAAAGAAAAGGAUUAUGACGAUAGAAGCUACAGGAACAGACGAUUAGACGAUAGAAUACAUAGAGAUAGAUAUUAUGAUGAAAAGGAAGCCAGAGAGCGUAGCUUUGCCCAAGUGUCUGGUAAAGAUCGACGAUUGCGUCGUAAUGGUGAAGGAUUUGAUAGAAGUUCCAUAGCGUCUAGAGAAGAAGACUAUAAGGAUCGCGAGAGAUAUUCAGAGAGAGAAAGAGAUUCUGGGUUAAGCGUGGCUGAUGGAGAAACUAGUACUAUAAGCGGAAGAAGUAAUUAUUUGAGAGUUGUUAAACAAGAAAUAUCCGAGCAACGAGAAGCAAUGGACAAAAUGAUGAAGCUGUGGAAGGAACUGAUGAGAUGUUUUAAGGGAGUUUCACAGACUCCGUGUCGAGACAAAGAUGUUCACGAGUCAGCGGAAAAUAUGCGGGAAUCAGCCGCGGCGCAGCUUCGCUUGUGGCGCGAGUGCAUGCGGCGGUAUGAGACCGUGGCCAGAGACGUCGGCGAUACUGACGCGAGACUCAUGGAGGAGAUAACCAAGCAACGAUCCGAGAUGGCCGAGAUGGCGAGCAUGUGGCAAGAGUGUCUGCAGCGGUACCGCGACAUGAGCAACGACUUUAACAGCUUGAAACAGAAGUUGGCGACAUCCGAGAGUCCGACUCGGCCAGCGCCGCCGCUGGUGUGCGCGGAGGGCGAAGGCCCGCCCGCUGCGCCCUACCGCUUGCCGCCCGCCGGGUACCCGCCUGUGCCCCCCGCACCACCCUACGCCCCCGGCGGGUCGCCCCUCCGCGCCCGCGCCUCAGCCCCCCCCGCGUGGUGGUGGAGCGGCGAGUGGGCGCGCCCGCCGCGACGCCGCUCGUCACCUGACUCGGCGGGCUCGAGGGAACGUAGACCGCGCAAAGAACGCGAGCGGGAGAGAGAUUCUUCACGUUACAAGGAGAAAUCAUCGAAGCCGAGCGGUGCGCGCUCUGAGCACCGACAUCGCAAGAGAUGAUCCAUUUUUUACCCCACUUUAAUGCUCUGAUUAAUUGAAAAUAUCUGAUAAUAAAUAUAAUUAGUCACU